UUUGGGGUUCGGGUGUAUAAACAAUCAAUCCAGGCCCCCACUUCGUGUCUUUUCGCUAGUUUACGCGUGGUGUUACACGUGAAAGCGGGUUUAAAUGUCAGAAAUGUGAAAUAAAGUAUUUUAACCUUUAAUACAACUUCAGGUGCAGCUAUUGCGAAUAAAGUAAUAAAUUGUGAAAAAUGGGUGGAAAAUACUCAUCUUUGGACCCUAUGGAAAUCGAAGUACCUGAAAUUGAUAAACUACUCUCCAGAGACCCUUAUCUCAAGCCGUUUGAGAAAGAAAUUCGUCGCCGAUAUGGCUGUUUUAAAGACUGGAUUGAAACAAUUGAUGAAAAUGGGGGCGGUUUGGAUAAUUUCACCCAAGGAUAUAAGUACUACGGGAUUCAUGUCCAAUCAGACAACAAAAUUGUAUGCAGAGAGUGGGCUCCAGGCGCUGUUCAGUUGUUUCUCACGGGAGAUUUUAAUGGCUGGAACAGAGACAGCCACCCAUACAAAAAAUUGGAAUUUGGUAAAUGGGAAUUAAUUAUACCGCCUAAACCAGAUGGAUCAUGUGCCAUACCACAUUUAUCAGAAGUGAAGGUGGUUGUGGAAACACAGUCUGGAACAAAAGAAGAUCGUUUGUCACCAUAUGCUACUUAUGUAGUUGAACCCCUAAAAGAACAAGGUACAAUAUAUAAACAAAAGUUUUGGAAUCCGCCAGACUCAGAGAAGUACGAAUUUCGUCACUCAAGACCGGUUAAACCGAAAGGUUUGCGCAUAUACGAAUGCCAUGUCGGUAUAGCUACAUCCGAAUUGACAGUUGGUUCCUACGAUAAUUUCACUGAUAAUGUUUUACCAAGAAUCGUAAAACAAGGCUAUAACACGAUCCAAUUAAUGGCAAUAAUGGAACACGCAUAUUAUGCCAGUUUCGGUUACCAAAUAACAAAUUUUUAUGCCGCUUCGAGUCGUUACGGAACACCAGAACAAUUAAAACGGUUAGUAGACCGGGCACAUGAACUCGGUUUAACCGUUUUACUUGAUUUGGUUCAUUCACACGCUAGUAAAAAUGUACUAGACGGGUUAAAUCAGUUCGACGGUACUGAUUCGGGUUUUUUCCAUGCGGGGGCGCGCGGAGAGCACUCAUUGUGGGAUUCAAGACUGUUUAAUUACCAAGAAUUUGAAGUGUUGCGAUUUUUGUUAUCUAACAUACGUUGGUAUAUGGAGGAGUAUAAAUUUGAUGGGUUUAGAUUUGAUGGAGUUACUUCAAUGUUGUACCAUUCGCGGGGUAUUGGCCAAGGUUUUAGUGGGAAUUACGAGGAAUAUUUUGGCUUGAAUGUUGAUACUGAAGGUUUAGUUUAUCUAAUGCUUGCUAAUUACGUUGCACACCAUUUAAAUCCUAAUGGUAUAACAAUAGCCGAGGAUGUGUCUGGAAUGCCUGGGACUUGUCGUCCGAUUAGUGAAGGUUGUCUAGGUUUUGAUUACCGCCUAGCCAUGGCUGUCCCUGAUAAGUGGAUAAAAUUACUAAAGCACUAUUCCGAUGAUGAUUGGAAUGUCGGUAAUAUAGUACACACUCUUACCAACCGAAGAUGGAUGGAACCUAAUGUAGCUUAUGCUGAAUCCCAUGACCAAGCUUUAGUAGGUGACAAAACCAUCGCUUUUUGGUUAAUGGACAAGGAAAUGUAUACUCACAUGAGUACUCUUUCUGCUCCCUCUCAAGUGGUUGAGCGCGGGAUCGCAUUGCACAAAUUAAUCCGUUUCAUAACCCAUGCUUUGGGGGGCGAAGCCUACCUUAAUUUCAUGGGAAAUGAAUUCGGCCACCCCGAAUGGCUCGACUUCCCCCGAGCCGGAAAUAACAAUUCUUAUCAUUAUGCGCGUCGGCAGUGGCAUUUAGUCGACGAUGAGCUACUCAAAUACAAAUUUUUGAACAAUUGGGAUGCUGCGAUGAAUCAUGCAGAGGAAAAAUAUGGCUGGUUGAGUGCACCUCCGGCUUAUGUUAGUUGGAAACAUGAAGAUGAUAAAGUGAUAGCGUUUGAAAGAGCCGGCUUGUUAUUUGUUUUCAAUUUUCAUCCAACUAAAAGUUUUGCGGAUUAUAAACUUGGAUUUGAAGGCGAAGGUGAAUUUCACAUCGCACUGUGUUCAGAUGAUAAGGAAUUUGGAGGGCACAAUAGGAUUGAUACUUCCAUUCAUAACUUCACGAAGCCGGAAAGUUUCUGCGGGAGGAAAAAUUCGAUUCAGGUCUAUAUACCUUCUAGGACUGCAAUUAUGUUGGCAAAAGUUUGAAGGAUUUAUUACAGUUUUGUUUGUAUUUUUUUCAUUAAUAAAUAAAAUGUUAUUUUUUUAGGAACAAAAAAAU
Messenger RNA from Tribolium madens (black flour beetle), 2331 nucleotides. RefSeq names its product 1,4-alpha-glucan-branching enzyme. Gene Ontology annotation, cellular component: cytoplasm. The record is from RefSeq and is a predicted model, not a curated record. Bases 180 to 2258 code for a protein of 692 amino acids. Gene Ontology annotation, molecular function: cation binding; 1,4-alpha-glucan branching enzyme activity; hydrolase activity, hydrolyzing O-glycosyl compounds. Gene Ontology annotation, biological process: glycogen biosynthetic process. NCBI's taxonomy places the organism in Eukaryota, Metazoa, Arthropoda, Insecta, Coleoptera, Tenebrionidae. The transcript has 6 exons.